AAUUUCUGCACUUGGGAAGGGUUAUGAAUUUUCUCAGUUUUCAAGCUGAUUUGACAGGCUGUUGAUAAGGAACUUUGUCCUUGUAAGGUGGGGUAAGAUCUGGUGACUGAUAGUGAGCAGGAGGCUGCUGCUCAGGCUGUAUCUUUUCUGUCAUUUCCCUGCCUCAACAUGCAGUUUUGUGAGACUUCAGCCAUUUUCUCAACAAUCAGUAUACUGGAUUUAUGUAAAUGCAAAUCAAUAAUUUUGAUUUCUCACCGAUCCUGAAUAGAUUUCCUAUCAAUCCUCCCAGUUCUUUGAUGUGUUUGUUUGUUUAUGUUUCUAUUUCUGCCAGACAGUGCAGGAAUAGUACCUUACCUGCAGAAUUUCUGGGUCGGUUUGUUUUGAUUUUUUUUUUUUUUUUUUUAAUUUGUCAUGGCUCAAGUUGAGGACCCUCAAUUUGAGCAUUGUCUACAGUAUCACUUUGUUCUUCUUUCAUUGCCUGCGCCUCUCAGGACUUUGUGACUACGGUUCCUGUGAAUUGGUUCCUUUAAAUAAGACUCUUCAUUUAGGAUCUCCCCCUUGCCAGGAUGAGCGGGGCCGCGUUCCCGUCGCCCGCGGCCGAGAUGGCAGAGAUGAACCGGCUGCAGUACGAGAUGGAAUACACCGAGGGCAUCAGCCAGCGCAUGAGGGUCCCCGAGAAACUCAAGGUGGCUCCUCAGAACUCUGACCUGGACAAGGACAGCCAGGAAGGAUUUCCAAAUGCCAGUGUAACUAUGCAGGUUCCAGAGCGGAUUGUAGUGGCAGGUAAUAGUGAAGACAUUCCAUUUUCCAGACCAGCAGACCUUGACAUUCUUCAGUCUACUCCAUUCAAACCACUGGCAUUGAAAACUCCUCCCCGUGUUAUUUCUCUUAGUGAUCGACCACUAGAUUUUUUGGACCUAGAAAAACCUCCACAGCAGACACCUCAAAGUGAAGAGGUGCGCUCGCUGGGAAGGCUGAAGAGGGAGCGCUCCAUGAGCGAGAACGCCACGCGGCACAACGGGCAGCUGGCCCGCAACGACUCCGUGUGGCACAGAUCAGAUACUGUCCCAAGAAAUAAAAUGCCACGGUUCCAGUCACCUCUUUCGACUAAGGAUUGCACUGUGACCCCAUCACUGCAACAGGCUCGUGUCUGUCCUCCCAAUAUGUUACCUGAAGAUGGAAUUAAUCUUUACUCUGCUCGUGGCAUUUUGUCGUUUAUCCAGUCUUCCACUCGUAGGGCUUACCAGCAGGUCUUGGAUGUGCUGGAUGAAAACCGCAGGCCAAUGUUACGUGGUGGGUCAGCUGCUACCACUUCCUCUAACCCUCAUCAUGACAACACCAGAUACGGUCUGUCCAACUUUGAUACGACACUCGAGGCGACACCAGAUGACAUGACAGUCGUAGAUGCUGCCUCCUUAAGAAGACAGAUAAUCAAACUUAAUCGCCGUCUCCAGCUCCUGGAAGAAGAGAACAAAGAGCGUGCUAAGAGGGAAAUGAUCAUGUAUUCCAUUACUGUAGCUUUCUGGCUACUCAAUAGCUGGCUUUGGUUUCGGCGCUAGACACAGCUCUCAGAAAGAUUUACUAGUUGAAAACACAAUUUGCAAAAUUCCUUGUUUCUGUUUGAUUCUAUGCUGUUUUUUAAUGAAUACACUGGAAACUUACACCACAGAUAAAGGCUCUAGAAUUGCAGUGUUAAAGGGACACCUUGUUCAGUUAUAACGUAUUUAAUAGAUUUGCAUUGCAAAUGCUGCAGUAUCCUCCUUUGCAUGCUUCUGUGUAAACAUGGACCAGCCCAUGGGGAGUCUGCUUCAUGCAGUGUGAGUGGUCUCCAGGACUAACCACUGGGGGCUUUGUGGAGUGAAGAGAACAAAUGGAAUGGGUUUGGAAAAAACAAACAAAAACAAAGGAAUAAAAAGUCAUUUUUAUUGUUCUGUUGUUAGAUGCAAUUAAACAAUUGCACUAGUUUUCCUUUAGUCCAAGUAGUUUUGAGGUGUGCCAUAAUCAAGGAGUGUGUCCUGUUUCAUGAGUAUGUUACUUGUUUGUGUUCAGGUUCAGUAAUAAAAGGAAUUCUUUGCUAACAUGCAGAUUGUCCAGAGGUGUGUAAUAUGUAUUUUUUUUAGGUUAAUUUUGCGGAUGUUUUUCUAUAAAUUCCAUUUUUAAGCAAGCUGGUCUGUGAGUGAUCAAAAUAUUAUGGAGUACAAGAUUUUGGUGUAGUAUCUUUAAUAAAAUUCUCUC
Molecule: messenger RNA, 2235 nt
Organism: Sturnus vulgaris (Common starling)
Lineage: Eukaryota; Metazoa; Chordata; Aves; Passeriformes; Sturnidae
Source: RefSeq, a predicted model, not a curated record